Molecule: messenger RNA, 2100 nt
Organism: Phycodurus eques (leafy seadragon)
Lineage: Eukaryota; Metazoa; Chordata; Actinopteri; Syngnathiformes; Syngnathidae
Gene: adap2
Product: ArfGAP with dual PH domains 2
Exons: 11
Coding region: 87-1226 (379 amino acids)
Biological process (GO): positive regulation of GTPase activity
Cellular component (GO): plasma membrane; intracellular membrane-bounded organelle
Molecular function (GO): phosphatidylinositol bisphosphate binding; GTPase activator activity
Source: RefSeq, a predicted model, not a curated record
UUUACUGCAUUUGGCCACUUGUGAAACUAUGUAGGCACCAUGGUUCUUUUUGAGCCUGUCAUGUGUAAACCGUACUGUGGAGUACUAUGGCAAACUGGGAGCGAAACAAAAGGAUCUUACUGGAGCUGGUGAAGCUGCCGGAGAACAGUCUGUGUGCAGACUGUGGAGCGCCUGAUCCAGACUGGGCAUCUUGCAAGUUGGGUUUAUUUGUGUGUCUGCACUGUUCUGGCAUCCACCGCAACCUGUCCAGCCGAGUAAAGUCCAUAAAGCUUGACUACUGGGAAGAUGAGCAUGUCGAGUUGAUGAAAUGCAGUGGAAAUGCCAAAGCCAGAGCUUUAUAUGAAAAAGCACUUCCUCCUUACUACUACCGACCACAGCAAACUGACUGCGUAGUCUUAAAAAUGCAAUGGAUUAGAGCCAAAUAUGAAAGGUUGGAGUUCACAGGAGAGACCAAGUAUCCACCUCCGUCUUAUACCACAGGCUUCUAUGAAGGGAUGCUGUGGAAGAAAGGAAAAGAGAACACACAGUUUCUGAAGAGGAAGUUUGUUCUUUCUGAGAGGGAAUUCACUCUGUCUUACUACAACAAGGAAAAUGAGUCCAAAGGUCCAAAAGCCAUCAUCUCAAUCAAGCACUUGAAUGUAACAUUUCAACCAGAGAAGAUUGGUCAUCCCCAUGGGAUGCAGAUUACUUACCUUGAUAAUGACCAUACCAGGAGCCUCUACGUGUAUCAUGAGAGUCCUGAGGAAAUAGUCACAUGGUACAACGCCCUACGUGCUGCUCGAUACGCAUACCUAAAAACCGCAUACCCAACUGGAACAGAAGCUGAUCUUUUACCGAAUAUAACACCAAACUACCUUAAAGAGGGUUACAUGGAAAAGACAGGUCCAUCGCAGAAGGAACCAUUCAAAAAGAGGUGGUUCAUUUUGGACUCUCAAAAUAGGAAGUUGCUCUACUUCAAGGGCCGUUUGGAUGCUGAGGAGUUGGGGGUCAUCUUCCUUGGCACAGAAAGCAACAGUUAUGCUGUUAAGGACUGUGUCCCAAAGCAGACCCGUGGAAACAAGUGGAAGUUUGGCCUCAUGGUGGAGACGCCCAAGCGGCAAUUUGUCUUCAUGUGCGAGCACGAGAGCGAGCAAAGAGAAUGGCUGGACUCCCUCAGACAUGUCAUGUCCAGGCCUAUGACACCACAGGAUUAUAACACUGAGGCCAAUAUCAGGAAUAAGCGAUGAAAACUGGAGCGUGUGACGGCUGAAUGAAAGCUGAAUUUGAGUUAUGGAACAACAACAUCCGAAUUGUAACUUGCAUGUUUAACCACAUCAACUGUCUUUGCAUUCAUAAGGAAUCAAAUCACAUUGCACUGUGUCAAGAAAUGUACCCAUGAAAGUACUGUUACUGUUGAUAUAAUCGUAAUAUUACACUUUAUUAGACACUGUAUUGCAGGGGUGUCAAACUCAUUUUUGUCACGGGCCACAUCGCAGUUAUGGUUCCACUCAGAGGGCCGUUAUGGCUGCAAACUCAUAUGAAUGUAUGAUUGCCUCAUAUUAUUAUCCAUCCAUCUUCUGAGCCGCUUCUCCUCACUAGGGUCGCGGGCGUGCUGGAGCCUAUCCCAGCUAUCAUCGGGCAGGAGGCGGGGUACACCCUGAACUGGUUGCCAGCCAAUCGCAGGGCACAAACAAACAACCAUUCACACUCACAGUCCCACCUAUGGGCAAUUUAGAGUCUUCAAUUAAUGCAUGUUUUUGGGAUGUGGGAGGAAACCGGAGUGCCCGGAGAAAAUUGAACCCGGGUCCUCAGAACUGUGAGGCUGACGCUCUAACCAGUCGUCCACCGUGCCGCCUCAUAUUAUUAUAUAUACACAAAUUAAUGGAUAAUUACUUUUGAAAUCAAAAGCCAGUAAAAACUGGGGUUGGUAAAAACAAAAUGAUUGCAAUAUCGCAAUAUUUUUAAAAGUUAACCCAAUUUGGAAUUUUGGUAUUUUAGCAAGAAACACAAAGUCGAUGCACACUCUCGCGGGCAACAUAAUGACGUGACGGGCCGGAUCUGGCCCCCGAGCCACCAGUUUGACACCUGUGCUGUAUUGAAUUCAACUUCUUUAUUAUGCCG